UCAUAAACAAGAUGGCGCUGUCGAAGAGUGCAAAUACGUAUAAUAGACAAAAUUGGGAAGAAGCGGAUUUCCCUAUUUUAUGUCAAACAUGCCUAGGUGAUAACCCUUACAUUAGAAUGACCAAAGAAAAAUAUGGCAAAGAAUGCAAGAUCUGUGUGCGGCCAUUCACAGUGUUCCGCUGGUGUCCAGGGAAAGGGGCCAGGUUUAAGAAGACAGAGGUUUGCCAAACUUGUAGUAAACUAAAGAACAUAUGUCAGACAUGCCUACUGGAUUUAGAAUAUGGUCUCCCAGUCCAGGUUAGAGAUGCAGCAUUAAAAUUGCAGGACAGCAUGCCCAAGUCUGAUGUCAACAAAGAAUUCUUUGCACAAAAUGCAGAAAGAGAUUUAGCAAACUCGGACAGUUCUCUGGCCUAUGGUGCCCUGGGGAAGUCACAGAGCCCCAGUGACAUGUUGCUCAAACUGGCCAGGACCACGCCCUACUACAAACGUAACAGGCCUCAUAUCUGCUCCUUCUGGGUGAAAGGGGAGUGCAAGAGAGGAGAGGAGUGCCCAUACAGACACGAGAAGCCAACAGACCCUGAUGACCCUCUGGCUGACCAGAACAUCAAGGACAGAUUCUAUGGUGUUAAUGAUCCGGUGGCUGACAAACUGAUCAAGAGAUAUGCCACAAUGCCUAAACUAGAGCCACCAGAGGACAAAUCAGUGACCACACUAUAUGUGGGAAACUUGGGGGACAAGGUCACAGAGAAAGAUUUAAGGGACCACUUCUACCAGUUUGGUGAGAUUCGCUCUGUCACAAUGGUGAGCAGGCAGCAGUGUGCCUUUGUACAGUUCACAAAGCGCGAGUCCAGUGAGGCCGCAGCAGAGAGCACCUUUAACAAACUCAUCAUUAACGGCAGGCGGUUAACAAUAAAGUGGGGGAAAUCUCAGGGUCAACAGCUGGUGCCGAGGCAAGAGGGAGAGAUGGGAGGACAGAUGCUGGAGCCUGUACCAGGACUACCUGGGGCUCUGCCAAUGCCUGGAGAGGAGUUGUCCAACAACUAUUUUAAUUUGAAUCAACCACCCCCUAUGUCUCUGCCAAUGCCCCCAAGAUCUAUGGGACCCAGAGGUCCUCCACCAAGGGGACCUCCAUCUGGUGGACCCCCCAGGGGAAUGCCUCCACCCCCACCUGGUGUCCGCAUGCCGCCCCCACCCCCAGGGAUGUUACCUGUCAGACCCCCACCCAUGAUGAGGCCCCCAAUGUUUAUGCCCAGGCACCCGGCUCACAUGCCACCCCCGGGGUUGGGACCACCCCCCGGGCAACUCCAGCAGGCCCCUGCCGUCUCCAGUGCUGUUAUCCAUUAUCCUUCUCAAGAUCCAUCUAGAAUGGGAGCCGUGCCCAAGACACAGUAGAGGAGCAGUAUUAGUAUGCACAUUUCUAAUGGCAGAGUGGAAGACACAACAGCCCAGCAGGGUUAUGAACUGUCUUUGAAGAAGAUUUGAAGUGGUGCAUGUCCAACUUUAAACUCUCGUUAUCAGACAUACUGCUGAAUGGGGGAAGGGAUUUACCUGUAAUAUAGUCCUUGCUUUGAAAUUAUGUUUUCAAAAUUUCAAACGGAAAACUGAAGACAGUCCCAAGUGGAAAUGUGUAACUAAAAACUGCUAUCAUCUGAAUUUUGGCUGGUAAUACAUGCAAUAGGAACUAGAGUAUUAUGUGGUUCUUCUUUGUAAGUGUUUUAAGUUGGUCAGAGUUGUUCUUCUAAUCAUAAAUUUUUUGUAUUGAAUCCAGAAAUUGGGCUGUUUUUUUGGUAUAUUACAUCCUUUUCUUUUAUGAAUUUCCUUAAACAAGGCUAUUAUCUUAAUUACAGAAAGUGUAGCCUUUCUACAUACUUCUAUACUUCAUCCUGUAGAAGUUUUUAACUUGGAAAUGUGUUGUAAAUAGUAGACGAAGAACCACAUGAAGUGUAUUGUAUUUUUUAUACUAAAAGACUUCAUAAUUUAAAAGAUUUGUAAUGUAUAAUGGAAGCCGAGUUGUGGCUCCUUGUUUUCAUAUGUGUAUAGUGACUUUGAAAUAUACAUGAAGACAAUAGUGUAUGAUGAAUAAAAGAUCUUGAGAUA
Molecule: messenger RNA, 2096 nt
Organism: Lingula anatina
Lineage: Eukaryota; Metazoa; Brachiopoda; Lingulata; Lingulida; Lingulidae
Product: pre-mRNA-splicing factor RBM22
Cellular component (GO): Prp19 complex; U2-type catalytic step 1 spliceosome; U2-type catalytic step 2 spliceosome
Molecular function (GO): metal ion binding; U6 snRNA binding; pre-mRNA binding
Source: RefSeq, a predicted model, not a curated record